CAUCUGGGCUUUUCAAUGGGCUACCGUGUGGAGCUCGUUCCCAUCCGAUUGGACCCACAUGUCAGGGGACUAACCGUCCCGUCUCGAUCCCCGAGACAGUCCACCUCCUUCCUCACAGCCCAUCUCGCGCGCGACGCCGCCGCCGCCUCGCCGCCGGCGAUGUCCUCCUCCGUCUCCGUCGCGGCGGAGUGGGACCUCCUCUCCGACCGGUUCUACCGCCGCAUCACCGUCUACUCCCCGCUGCCCUGGUCGCCCCCUUCCGCCGCCGCCGCGUCCUCGUCCUCCACCUCCGGUGGCGGCGGCGGCGGCGGGGGGAGCGGUGGCGUGCUCGGCCGCCUCGACCUCUCCACGCACAUCGUCGCCGCGGCGCCGUUCGGGGGCCCGAUCGCCGCCGUCCGGGACGACUCGAAGAUCGUGCAGCUCCACUCGGAGCCGUCGCGGCGCCGCCUCCUCCUCUACUCCUCCUCCGGCCACCCCAUCGCGUCCUCCCCGUGGCCGCCCCAGCUCCCCCGCCUCCACUCGCUCGCGUUCUCCAGCUCCCUCAACCUCGUCGCGCUGCUCUCCGAUGGGUCCCUCCUCCGCUUCCGCCUCCCUGAUCUGAAGCCCAACCCUAGCCCCACCCCCGUGCCCCUGCUCCCCACGUCCUCCGGCGGCGUUGCCGACGCUGCCUUCUGGGGAGGCGGCGUAGCUGUCCUCACGGAGGACAACCGCGUCGUGGUGACCACGGACAUCGACGCCGCGGACCCUCACCCGCGUGAGUUCGCCGACCCUUGCGUUGGCCAGGACGAGCAGGUGCUGUGCAUGGCUGUGGUGGAGCCGCAGUUUGUCAUGUCCGGGAGCCCAGAGGUACUGCUUGCGGUUGGUGAUCGAGUGCUGGCGGUUGAUGAGGAUGAUGUGCAGACACUCGGGUUGGAGCUGGAGAUUGGACCUGUGCAGAAGAUGGCAGUUUCCCCCAAUGGGAAGCUGCUUGCCGCAUUUGCGCACGAUGGGCGCCUGCUCGUCAUCCCUACGGAUUUCUCCAAGAUAAUCUUCGAGUAUGAGUGUGAUUCCGCAUUGCCACCAGAUCAAAUAGCUUGGUGUGGAUUGGACAGCGUGCUUCUUUACUGGUCAGCAGCUCUUUUGAUGGUUGGUCCAAAUGGAGAUCCGGUGCUGUAUAAUUACGAUGAACCCAUAAAGCUCAUUCCAGAGUGUGAUGGUGUAAGAAUCCUCUCAAACUCAAAUAUGGAAUUCCUACACCGAGUCCCUGAUUCCACUACAUCAAUUUUUGGCAUUGGAAGCAUGUCCCCAGCAGCAUUGCUGUAUGAUGCUAGAGAUCAUUAUGACAAACAAAGUGCCAAGGCAUACGAUAAUUAUCAGUUGAUUUCUUCUUCCUUGCCUGAGGCAAUUGAAGCAUGUAUAGAUGCUGCUGGCCAUGAGUUUGAUAUUUCACGCCAACAUGCGUUACUGAGAGCUGCUACUUAUGGCCUGGCUUUCUGCAGUCAAUUUCCACAUGAACGUUUUCAAGAAAUGUGCAAAACAUUACGGGUUCUAAAUGCUGUACGUGAUCCUCAGAUUGGGAUGCCACUUACCAUUCAGCAGUACAAGUUACUUACUGCACCGGUACUCAUUGGACGUCUGAUCAAUGCCAACCAGCACCUUUUGGCACUUCGCAUCUCUGAGUACCUCAACCUCAACCCGGAGGUCGUGAUUAUGCAUUGGGCAUGUGAGAAGAUAACAGCAUCAGCAGCUAUCCCAGAUACAGUCCUUCUUGAGGGCUUGCUUGACAAGCUCAGGUUAUGCAAGGGCAUAUCAUAUGCUGCAGUAGCAGCUCAUGCAGAUAACAGUGGCAGGCGAAAGUUGGCUGCCAUGCUUGUUGACCAUGAGUCCCAAUCAUCAAAGCAGAUUCCGUUACUGCUAAGCAUUGAUGAACAAGACAAGGCAUUGUCAAAGGCAAUUGAGAGUGGGGAUACUGAUCUUGUGUACCUUGUGCUUUUCCAUAUCUGGCAGAAGGUAGCUGUAGAAAAGAGUGCUCCAUUGGAUUUUUUUGGCGUAAUCAAUGCAAGGCCUUUGGCUCGUGAUUUGUUUAUGGCAUAUGCAAGACAUUCCAAGCAUGAAGCUCUAAAGGACUUCUUUCUAUCAACAGGGAGACUUCAGGAUGCUGCCUUUCUUUUAUUGAAAGAGUCAAGGGAAUUGGAGAGGAAUCCAAUGGCAAGCAAGGGAUCUCCUCUCCAUGGUCCACAAGUUCGGCUCAUUGAGCAGGCCCACAGACUUUUUGCUGAGACCAAGGAGCAUGUUUUUGAAUCCAAAGCUUCUGAAGAGCAUGCAAAAUUGCUAAGAUCACAACAUGAACUAGAAGUUUCCACAAAACAAGCAAUAUUUGUGGGUUCUAGUGUCAGCGAUACUAUCAAAACAUGUAUUGCCAUGGGAAAUGAACGAGCUGCACUCAAAGUGAAGUCAGAGUUCAAGGUUCCUGAUAAGAGGUGGUACUGGCUCAAAUCAUGUGCUUUAGCUACAGUUGGGAACUGGGAUGCGUUGGAAAAGUUUUCGAAAGAGAGGAGGCCACCAGGAGGCUAUAAACCUUUUGUGGAAGCAUGUAUUGAUGCUGGUCAAAAAACUGAAGCUCUUAAGUACAUUCCAAAGUUGACAGAUCCUCGUGAACGAUCUGAGGCAUAUGCACGGAUCAAGAUGGCAAAGGAAGCUGCAGAAGCAGCUUCACAGGUCAAAGAUAGUGAUGAGCUAUUUGGUCGCCUAAAGCUUACACUUGCACAGAACACAGCCGCGGCUUCUAUUUUCGAUACAUUGCGGGAUCGACUAUCCUUCCAAGGGACAUACUGACCUAUACGUGUUUGGCCAUGGGAUUUGAGUUUUGUGCACCCUUGGUACGUGCAAUUGCGCAAUCAGAUCGUAUCAAUUCAUCUUGAUGUUUCUACCAUUUUCUUCCUUGUGUACCGACUCCACAGUGUGAAUACCCCCGUCCACACUCCAGCUAUGUAAAAUGUGUAGACGAUUUUGAAGCGCGAAUGUGGAUCAGAGGCUUUUUUUUUUUGUAGAUGCCUCUUUGUUGAUAUGCCAUGUUUAAAAAGAAAGAGAGAGCAUGCAUUGUGACAAAUCAAUCUGCACGUCCAUCCGAUUUCGGCUUAACCAUUA
Oryza sativa Japonica Group (Japanese rice) is the source of this 3126-nucleotide messenger RNA. Its product is annotated as protein VACUOLELESS1. Gene Ontology annotation, biological process: vacuole fusion, non-autophagic; intracellular protein transport; endosomal transport. Gene Ontology annotation, cellular component: endosome; cytoplasm; lysosomal membrane. The record is from RefSeq and is a predicted model, not a curated record. Gene Ontology annotation, molecular function: actin binding. NCBI's taxonomy places the organism in Eukaryota, Viridiplantae, Streptophyta, Magnoliopsida, Poales, Poaceae.